Molecule: messenger RNA, 318 nt
Organism: Lindgomyces ingoldianus
Lineage: Eukaryota; Fungi; Ascomycota; Dothideomycetes; Pleosporales; Lindgomycetaceae
Exons: 2
Coding region: 1-318 (105 amino acids)
Source: RefSeq, a predicted model, not a curated record
AUGACAGACAAGGAGACGACAGAUAUGACGGCAAACUACCUCGACGACCCGGAAAAAGUCAAGGCUCUCAAAGAUCUCAAAACACUAUCAAAUAGCAACGCUCGGAUCAUCUACGGAAGUGACCGCACUCGUUUCUACGACAUUGUAAUUGUUCUCAAUGAGGUUACCCGGCUCUACACCACUCAUCUCGUCGUCGCUAUUGACGGCACGACGAAAUCUCUCCGCAAAGAAGAGGCUGUCUGCCCCCUUAAGGCCACUCGUGCCAUUGUCGAUAAGCUACAAAAGGACACUAGUCUCGUCUUCGGUGAGGGCACCUAA